AAUAAAACGUCAACAAGUAACGGCAGUGCGGGCGCAUAAGUGCCGACGGUUUUUGCCGAAAAAAUUUUAGAUAUAUAAAAGUGUUAAAAAAUAUUAUUUAUUUAGUGUUUCUAUGUGAAGAACUGGUUGUUUACACAAAGCUAAAGACUAGCAAAAAAGUUUAAAAAAUAUAUGACUAAAAUAAAUAUGAACCUACUGCUAAUAGUUUCUCUGCCGAUAUUUAUAUUUGGGGUGCUGUGUGAAGCAUACAUUAGCAAAUAUGAACAGAUGCUGGAGCUCUUUCCACAGCCAACAUACGCAGAAAGCAAGGCUUGGCGCAGUGGUCAAUAUAAAAAUUUCGCCGAUCAUCCUUGUAAACGUACAUGCCGCACCAAUGAGUCGAUGACGUGCUACUAUUACUUCGUCGUGCACUACGACGAUACCUUUAAUCCGAGUUGUGAGCGUUAUCUCGAACAACGAUUCCGCUUUAAGGUUGGUGGGCGUGAGUAUAUCGAUACAUACGCUGUGCGAGAUUUCGAAGGCUUCGACGAUUGCAAGUAUGCGGAUGGCGUGAAGACGGAAGUUAUGGUUGUUAACGGGCAAUUACCCGGCCAAACAAUCGAAGUGUGUCAAGGUGACAUGAUCGUCGUUGAUGUUAUCAAUAGCAUGCAUGAUAUCACCACUAUACACUGGCAUGGCUUGCAUCAGCGGCAAACACCGCAUAUGGAUGGUGUGCCAUAUAUUACGCAGUACCCAAUUGAACCCGGUCAAGCGUUUCGUUAUCGCUUCGAGGUGGAUCAUAUCGGCACGCAUUGGUGGCAUAGUCAUGUGGGGCAUCAACGAGGUUUCGGCAUAGCCGGCGCGUUGGUGGUGAGACAACCAAAAGUGGAAGAUGUACAUGGAUCUCUAUACGACUUUGACUUUUCGGAGCACACAAUCAUGGUGCAGGAUUGGAUGUACGAUCAGGAAGGCUCAGUGCCGCAGAGUAUACUAAUUGAUGGUGUUGGACGCAAAGUACCAGCAGUUAAUGCUAGCAAACCGACCAAAACGACACCAACCCUCUACUCAACCUAUUCCGUUGUGCGUGGCGGAAGGUAUCGCUUCCGUGUAGUCUUUAAUGGUGUGGCCAAUUGCCCGGUAAGCAUAAGCAUCGAUAAUCAUGAACUGAUCGUCAUUGCCAGUGAUGGUAAUGACAUUGUACCCGUAAAGGUGAGCAAGAUCACAUUGCAUGGCGGCGAACGUUUCGACUUUGUUCUGCAUGCAAAUCAAGCAGUCGAAAACUAUUGGAUACGUGUUAAGGGCUACAACUUCUGCAAAAUUAAUAGGUUACAUCAGGAGGCAGUAUUACACUACGAGGGUGCCAAGCGUCGUGCGCUACCAAAAGCGAAGGUGUUCUAUUUAUAUGAACCGAGCGGCAAGGAACUCAAUACCGUCGAUAAGCCACCCAACAAUGAUGAAAAUCUAAUCACAAUUGUCGACUUGAAAGCUUUGGAGAAACGCUCGUUACCGGCGGCCGUGCCGCAACGCACCUUCUACACCAGCAUGACCGUGCGCACCAAAAAUCAGUUCCUCUUUCAGAUGGACGAUAUCACUUUCACAAUGCCGUCACGUGUCUCUCUCCUUCAGACACGCAAUCUAGGUAUUGGUCAAUUCCUCUGCAACAAAACUCAGCAAGCUGCAAUGGGCUUGAAUUGUCGCAGYCGUCAGUGCAAAUGUGCGAAUGUGAUCGAGGUGCCGGCGUUUAAUGAUGUCGAAUUCGUGAUUUCAAGCACCACCGAAACGGCGCAUCCCAUUCACUUGCAUGGCUAUACAUUUCGUGUGGUCGGCAUUGGCGUAUUGGGUGCUGAUCGCAUUCAAAAUAUCGAAGAGAUUGAUCGUCGCACUCCAUUGCCGCGUCGGGAGCGAGGCGCACCACUGAAGGACACUGUGCAAGUGCCAGCCUAUGGUUAUACAAUACUUCGUUUUUAUACGGACAGCCCCGGUUAUUGGAUCCUGCAUUGUCACAUAUCCACGCAUUCGGAGAUCGGUAUGGCCGCGGUAUUGCGCGUGGGUGUACACAAAGAAAUGAAGACGUGUCCGGUGAGCAACUGUGGGCUCUGCAAUUCCGUGCUCUGAGCAGAAGAGCAGAAGAUGAUGAGUGUCUCCAGUAUUAUUUUUUUAUUAAAA
This is a messenger RNA of Bactrocera latifrons, 2145 nucleotides long. It is a transcript of the gene Mco4, whose product is annotated as laccase. The record is from RefSeq and is a predicted model, not a curated record. NCBI's taxonomy places the organism in Eukaryota, Metazoa, Arthropoda, Insecta, Diptera, Tephritidae. The transcript is spliced from 4 exons. Gene Ontology annotation, biological process: iron ion transport. Gene Ontology annotation, cellular component: plasma membrane. Bases 172 to 2094 code for a protein of 640 amino acids. Gene Ontology annotation, molecular function: oxidoreductase activity; copper ion binding.